Messenger RNA from Lampris incognitus (smalleye Pacific opah), 1265 nucleotides. It is a transcript of the gene psma8, whose product is annotated as proteasome 20S subunit alpha 8. NCBI's taxonomy places the organism in Eukaryota, Metazoa, Chordata, Actinopteri, Lampriformes, Lampridae. Gene Ontology annotation, biological process: ubiquitin-dependent protein catabolic process. The transcript is spliced from 7 exons. Gene Ontology annotation, cellular component: proteasome core complex; proteasome core complex, alpha-subunit complex; nucleus. The coding region runs from base 81 to 836 and encodes 251 amino acids. The record is from RefSeq and is a predicted model, not a curated record.
GCCAGAAACGGGUUGAGCGGCUCGUUAGCUGAAUCAUCCACUUGUCAAGCCCCCUCUUCACAACUGUAUCUUGCGGUAUUAUGGCAGCAAGGUAUGACAGAGCAAUCACCGUGUUUUCUCCCGAUGGACAUCUGUUCCAGGUAGAAUAUGCCCAAGAAGCGGUCAAGAAAGGUUCCACCGCGGUGGGAAUCAGAGGUAAAGACAUCGUCGUCCUCGGUGUUGAGAAGAAGUCUGUAGCCAAGUUGCAGGAGGAAAGAACUGUCCGCAAGAUAUGUGCCCUGGACGAGCAUGUCUGCAUGGCAUUUGCAGGGCUGACAGCAGAUGCCCGUAUUGUGAUCAACAGAGCACGGGUUGAAUGCCAGAGUCACAGGCUUACUGUUGAGGACCCAGUCACAGUGGAGUACAUAACACGCUACAUUGCUACAUUGAAACAGCGCUAUACCCAGAGUAAUGGACGCAGGCCAUUUGGCAUCUCUGCGUUAAUUGUUGGCUUUGACUAUGAUGGAACCCCAAGGCUGUACCAAACGGAUCCCUCAGGAACCUACCAUGCAUGGAAGGCAAAUGCAAUUGGCCGAAGUGCAAAGACUGUGAGGGAGUUCUUGGAGAAGAAUUACACGGACGAAGCCAUUGCUGGUGACAAUGAGGCAAUCAAGCUUGCCAUCAAAGCGUUGCUUGAGGUCGUCCAGUCUGGAGGGAAAAAUAUUGAACUCGCUGUUAUCAGAAGAAACCAGCCUCUGAAGAUAUUGGAGUCUAAAGAAAUUGAGACCCUGGUGGCUGAGAUUGAAAAGGAGAAGGAAGAAGAGGCUGAAAAGAAGAAGCAGAAAAAAUCUACUUAGGCAGUUCAUUAAAUAACAUUUUUUCCCAGUUGGCCGUGGGUGGAAGCCUCUGUAUCUGGGUUGCAAAUGUUAGGAAGUUUCCUGGGGUUUCACAGUCCUCUUGUUUCAGUGUAAACAACACGGUCACUUGAGAUCCAUUUGCCUAUCUCUGGAUUUGACUCGCAUUUCUAAGAUUUAUCAAAGAAGACGCAAGGAAGCUUCUAACAUUUGCAGCUGCUGCAUCAUUGACUGAUGUGCAUGUUGGGUGUGGAGGCCAAGCCUGGGUUUCAACUUUUUAAUAACUCUUGUUUAACAGUAGAGGUUCCAAUGUGUCUUUGUGUUUCCAAUUUUCAUCAAAUUGUUUUCAUGGUGAUGAAAUGGAAACAUUUGAAACUGUACCAUUCUGAAUGAUGGCAUCAUUCUGCUCAUUAAAGAUCCAUUUGUUUGUAA